AUGCCAAAGGUGGUCAGGCGUUCCGCCUGCGAUCGGUGCAGAGCCAAACGGGUCCGGUGCCCACGUGCCGAGAACUCCACGGCGCCGUGCGCCCGCUGCGUCCAUGUCGGCGCAUCAUGCGUGACGGGCUCGCCUGGCCAACCUGGACGGCCGCGCAAGGCCCAUAUCGCUGGUGGUGCUACCCCCAGCAGCCCGCCCGCGACCGAUGCCGACCUCAACUUGCCUGAGUGCUGGUCGAUACCACGGGCUGGCGAUGAUGUUGAGCUACGCAUACCUGCACCGGAUGAGCCUUCAACAUCUGCGUGGUUCGAGGCAGAUGGCUCAUCGUGGAACAUCCUGGAUGAUCUCGGGCAGGUUGACCUCAUGCUCUCCGAGCCCGCUGUCAACCCGCCAAAGCCUCCGGUGCACCCGGGCUUUCCGGGUCAAUGGACAGCGUUUGAUGAUAAUGAAUAUCUUGGAUAUGGAUCGGCCGAGGAAUGUCCCGCGCCGGACAACUUCUCGACACUGGAUCAAUCGAUCACUUCGUCGAGGCAUCAGGACACAGGGAACGCGGCAGGGGAUCUCGAUGUGGCGCGGCCGGGGCUCGGCGACAUAUAUGACGAGGGUGCAUUUCUUAUUUCGCCCGGAUGUAUGUCAAGGCAGGGUGUUCUUCAGCACCGACAUGCUGCGAAGUCGCUGAGGCGAUACGCAGAGACUAUGGAACGGCGCGUCGCGGCCGUGGGAGCUCUCCUCUCGGACCCGCUCAACAUCGUGAAGGAUUGCGCGGAGAAGGGCUGUGCAGACAUGGCGACCGAGAACCCGCUCUCUAUAGUGCUCAACUGUACUAAGGAAUUCGUCGACAUUAUCCAAAAUUUGACGAAGGCGCCUCGAUCUCCAGCCUCGGAAAUCUCGGCCCCUGACAGGCUUAUUCUCGCCAACGCCACCUCGUCAGCUGCGCAGAACGAGUCCAUUGACACAGAAACAACGCUCUUGAUCCUCUCGAGCUACAUCGCGUUGAUGAGACUCUACGAUUCGCUGUUUCAUGAUGUUUACCACCGCAUGUGUCAAAUACCGGCAAACACGAUCAAGGAGAUCAAAGUGAAAUCCGUUCUACGCAUCGGCGGCAUCUCUUCGCUGCAGGACAUGCCGGGGAAAGCAUACGCGAUAGGAGUAGUCGAGGUCAUACGGAGCCACAUCCGGACUCUGGAGCACUCCAUGGGGCUUCCGGCUGCGUAUUGCCUUUCUGGAGAGACGAACCCCGCGCACCCGACCAAGGGAGUGUUUACCGAUGAGAAACGUGCAAGUCUUUUUCAUACGGUGAUGGCCCAAGAAGACGUCCGGUCACGGGGAGGGAGCAUGUCGUAUGUGGAAUCGAUACGGGAGAAUAUUAAGAACUCGCUAUCUUUAUUUGAUACCUGA
Messenger RNA from Neoarthrinium moseri, 1398 nucleotides. RefSeq lists its product as uncharacterized. The coding region runs from base 1 to 1398 and encodes 465 amino acids. The transcript has a single exon. Gene Ontology annotation, molecular function: DNA-binding transcription factor activity, RNA polymerase II-specific; zinc ion binding. The record is from RefSeq and is a predicted model, not a curated record. NCBI's taxonomy places the organism in Eukaryota, Fungi, Ascomycota, Sordariomycetes, Amphisphaeriales, Apiosporaceae. Gene Ontology annotation, biological process: regulation of DNA-templated transcription.